AUCGCCUUCACCCAAACGAGCCACCAAGCACUCUCACACACUCUCACCUGCCCCUCGUCCGGCCUCCUAGCACCGCGACACCCUCAUCCCCCUCACCUACUCUUCACUCGCGGAUACCCAUCGCUUCCCACCCACCAUGAGUUCCCCCAAGCGCCGCGUCGACACCGACGUGAUGAAGCUUCUCAUGUCCGACUACCAGGUCACGCUCGUCAACAACAAGAUGAACGAGUUCUUCGUCAAGUUCCAUGGCCCGGCAGAGACUCCGUUUUCAAAGGGCGUCUGGAAGAUUCAUGUCGAGCUCCCAGAACAGUUCCCGUACAAGUCGCCAAGCAUUGGGUUCAUGAACAAGAUCUUCCAUCCCAACAUCGAUGAGCUAAGUGGAAGUGUCUGCCUCGACGUCAUCAACCAGACCUGGUCUCCCAUGUUUGAGCUCAUCAACAUUUUCGAAAUCUUCCUCCCGCAACUCCUGCGCUACCCCAACCCUGCCGACCCUCUGAAUGGCGAGGCUGCUGCGCUGCUCAUGCGCGACCCCAAGGCUUACGCCAAGAAGGUCGAGACCUAUGUCGACAAGUACGCUUCCAACGAGGACGCCGACAAGGCGGGCGACAAUGGCGAGGACGAGCCCAUGUCGCGCUCGCACAAGGCAUCAGCCUCGAACGGGAACGGCGCGUCGAACGGCAACGGUGCAUCGAACGGCAAGGGUGUCGCUGCGACCCACGCAGAAGACGACGAGGACGAGGAUGAGGACGACAACAUGAGUGACAUGGGAGAGCUGAGUGACGGCGACGACGAGUUCAUGGGUGAGAUGGACGAUUGAGUUCGAUUCAUUCCGGGACCACAUGCGUGAGCGCUGGUGUCUGCCAGCGCCGUCACGCCACACGCUUCACUCAUUGUCACACGCCACACGCACCUUUACUCCUCCACCACACCCACCACCAUCACCACCGCUCGAGGGUCUAUGGCGGCAUCCUAAGGGAUAGGGCUGUUGAUCUUCGAGACUCGUAGCUUACUGUUGUAUGAAUUGUGCCAUGUUUCAGCGCACUGCGGAGCUUCGGUCGCUUGGUGUUCGGUUGCCGUGGCCACGGUCGCCCGUUGUCCGUUGUCCGUUGUCCGUUGUCGUGAAACUCGAAGCGGCGCGACGCGAACAGAUCUGCGAGUGCGAGAGAAGGGGAUGGCGCUUUCGUCAAAGGGACUUGCGCGGUUCGUCG
This is a messenger RNA of Vanrija pseudolonga, 1208 nucleotides long. It is a transcript of the gene ubc8, whose product is annotated as Ubiquitin-conjugating enzyme E2 8. The record is from RefSeq and is a predicted model, not a curated record. The transcript is spliced from 6 exons. Gene Ontology annotation, cellular component: nucleus. Gene Ontology annotation, molecular function: ubiquitin conjugating enzyme activity. NCBI's taxonomy places the organism in Eukaryota, Fungi, Basidiomycota, Tremellomycetes, Trichosporonales, Trichosporonaceae. Bases 137 to 817 code for a protein of 226 amino acids. Gene Ontology annotation, biological process: protein polyubiquitination; ubiquitin-dependent protein catabolic process.